AUGGACCCUGAUGUGCUGGCACCUGGAACCCACUCCUCAUCUUGGGAGAAUACUAGCGAGGCGUCUACUUCUUUGUCAAGACCUGCUCCUCUGCCCCCACACUCUCUGGCUGCAUCCGUGCUCAUCCUGCUGGUGGUCACGCUCAUCAUCCUGGUGACGGUGGUGGGGAACGUGCUGGUUGUUUUGGCCGUCUUUACCAGCCGUGCCUUGCGGGCUCCUCAAAAUCUUUUCCUGGUGUCUCUGGCCUCAGCUGACAUUCUGGUGGCCACACUGGUCAUCCCCUUCUCCUUGGCCAAUGAGGUGAUGGGCUACUGGUAUUUUGGUUCCACCUGGUGCUCUUUCUACCUGGCUCUGGAUGUUCUGUUUUGCACCUCAUCCAUUGUCCAUCUCUGUGCCAUCAGUCUCGACCGUUACUGGUCCGUCACCAAAGCCGUCAGCUACAACCGCAAACGGACACCCAAGAGGAUCAAAGUAAUGAUCAGUGUAGUGUGGCUGAUAUCCAUCGUCAUCUCCUUACCGCCGCUCCUGAUGACGCAGACGGAAGAACAUUCGGACUCGACGGGUGAGGUCCAACACUCGCAGAGGCACGAGUGUCUUCUCAACAACCAGACUUGGUAUAUCCUGUCCUCCUGCCUCGUGUCCUUUUUCGUACCUGGAGUCAUCAUGAUAUUGGUUUACUGUAAGAUAUAUCGAGUUGCCAAGCAACGAGCCUCCACCGUGUUCGUGGCCAAGAACGUGAUGGAGCGCCAACCGUCUCAGUCGGAGACCUGCUUUGGGGCUGCCCCGAGGUCUUUCCCAAGAGAGGGAGCCAAGUGCAAAAAGUUGGACAUCCCACCCCCAGGAGGCAGACACAUCUCUGCCAUCAUAAACGACCGCAAAAGAGAAGACUUGGACCAAAUUGUCUUAGAGGAAAGAGCACGGGAUGGCGACGCGAAGACGUCUUCGCUUUGCGCCUCACUCCGCUUCUCCAGGAGAGCUGCUGGGAAGGACACUGAGGGGCCGGCAAGAAGGUUGAAGCCUCCUCCUCCAUCUUGUGCCUCCAUAUCGUGGGUAUCAUCCGACCACUGCUCCCAGCAUUUCCUCCUCCCUUCUCCUGUGCCGCUUCCAAGGCGACACGCGUCUUUGUCCAAAAGUAAAGUGGCGCAAAUGAGGGAAAAACGCUUCACUUUUGUUCUGGCGGUGGUGAUGGGAGUAUUUGUCCUCUGCUGGUUCCCAUUUUUCUUCACUUACAGUCUGCACGCACUCUGUAGAGACAAAUGUACAAUCCCUGAUGCUCUUUUCAACCUCUUUUUCUGGAUCGGCUACUGCAACAGCUGCCUGAACCCGAUCAUAUACACCAUUUUUAAUAGAGACUUCAGGAAGGCCUUUGAGAGAAUUCUAUUUCACACCCAGAAAUGAUAACAAAUUCUAACACUCAUUUUUCAUCCAUCUUACCACAAGGCUUUGAUUCAAACAUAAAUUAUUUAUUUAUCUCCUACCAACCUAAUAAUUAAUUCAUUGCCAUAAGCAGUAGAAAUGGAUGGAUGGAUGGAAUAAUCAUUUUGUACGUGAUGGAUAAAUUGGAAGGCAGGGUUCUCUGGUAAUAUGAUGGUAUAACGAUUCAUAUGUUAAUCAAUCAAUCAAAGUUUACUUAUAUAGCCCUUAAUCACAAAUGUCUCAAAGGGCUGCACAAGCCGCAACAACAUCUUCGGCUCAGAUCCCAUAUUAGGGCAAGAAAAAACUCAAUGAGAUCAAUGAGAAACCGUGGAAGGUACCACGGUGCAAUGGAUGCCAAGUGGUUCAUCCAAACUUUUUGACUCGGGGGGCCGCAUUGGGCUAUAACAAUUUGGUUUGGGCUGUAUAUAUAUAUAUAUAUAUAUAUAUAUAUAUAUAUUCCUCACGCACUAAUUGACUAAUAGUCGUUAUCAAUGGGAAAAUGCCUUUUUAGACAAUAUGAUGUGCCUGAGUGACUAGGAGACACCUAAAGUAUCAAGUGGUAGAACAUGGAUAAGAAAAGACAGAUUUUUUAAUUUUUUUCCUUUUUUGUUUUUUUUGGACUUCCCGCGGGCCGUAGUUUGGGGACCCCAUGUGUAGUCCAUAGUGGGGCCAGUCACGAGCCCCGUCGAGGCGCAGAGACGUCACCCACUGAUGCAUAAGGAGUGGUCUGCAUCUUCUUUUUUCUUGUCCUGUAGCUUACCCAAAAAUAUAGAUGAAACAUGGCCUGCAUCAGAAGUAGAAAAAACAAUUCUGAGAUGUAAAUAGUGAGAAAAAGUGGAAGGUUGAAUGUUAACAAGACAAGAAGCUAUCAAAUAACGAAGGGUACACCUGUUGACUUAGGUAUACCUUGGUAUUAAGGUCACGGUUCAGUUCCAGUCUAAAUUGGGAUCUGAAGCAGGAUUUAAUUUUGAGACCACUCUCCGAUUUAAUAAAAAUUACAUUUUAUUAUUUCUAUUAAAGGCCUACUGAAACCCACUACUACCCACCACACAGUCUGAUAGUUUAUAUAUCAAGGAUGAAAUCUUAACAUUGCAACACAUGCCAAUACGGCCUUUUUACUUUUACUAAAUUGCAAUUUUAAAUUUCCCGCAAAGUGUCCUGUUGAAAACGUUGCGUGUUUGUUUUACCAUGAAUUGAUUAACGUGGACCCCGACUUAAACAAGUUGAAAAACUUAUUCAGGUGUUACCAUUUAGUUGUCAAUUGUAAGGAAUA
Messenger RNA from Nerophis ophidion (straightnose pipefish), 2689 nucleotides. Its product is annotated as alpha-2Db adrenergic receptor-like. The record is from RefSeq and is a predicted model, not a curated record. Gene Ontology annotation, biological process: adenylate cyclase-activating adrenergic receptor signaling pathway. The transcript has 2 exons. Gene Ontology annotation, cellular component: membrane. NCBI's taxonomy places the organism in Eukaryota, Metazoa, Chordata, Actinopteri, Syngnathiformes, Syngnathidae. Gene Ontology annotation, molecular function: adrenergic receptor activity. Bases 1 to 1398 code for a protein of 465 amino acids.